Molecule: messenger RNA, 1200 nt
Organism: Miscanthus lutarioriparius
Lineage: Eukaryota; Viridiplantae; Streptophyta; Magnoliopsida; Poales; Poaceae
Source: the annotation of a GenBank genome assembly
AUGCUUCGCGGGCUAGAGAAACACCAGCGCAACAAUGGCGAGGACACGUCGCCGGAGGCCAACGACUCCGGCGAGCUCGACGACCGGAGGAGCUUGGAAUGCUCCACCUCCACCGAGAUGUCGAGCAACAGCGGCCACAGGUCAAGAAACCGAGCCCCGGACGACGACAGCUUCGACUCGGAGAGCAGCUCAUCGGGGCCGCCGACGGUGAAGAGGUCGACCGCGGUGGCCGCGUUACUGCCGCCGUUCUCUCGGCCAACGCCGUCCAAGUGGGACGACGCCGAGAAGUGGAUUUCCAGCCCGACGUCAAACCGUACUGGCCGUGCGGGGCCUACCGCUGGAACUGUGCCAAAGAAGUCCGCAUUGGCAUUUCCUGAACAUGGAGGCCGUCCACCAGCCGUUGCUAAGGUGGUCACGGAUGUGCCUACCAACACUGGACCAUUGGUUAAGAAUUCAGAUGGUCUCGUCCAUUCUGAUUUGCUUAAACCUGCACACAAUGCUUCAAUAGUUGAUGGACCAACACCUGUAGUUAGGUCUGUCUCUAUGAGAGACAUGGGAACAGAAAUGACUCCAAUUGCCAGCCAGGAGCCUUCUCGGACCGCGACUCCUAUAAUUGCAUCUAGUCCAACUUCCUCUCGGACACCAACUCCGCAACGCACCACAGAAUUCAGUGUGAGUAAUAUAGAUUCUAACAAAAUGGAGAUGUGUGAAGAGGAGCUACAAAUAAGUACAAGACAGGAAAUUAUGGAUCUUGGCGAAAGGUUAGGCAAGACUACUAUAGCUGCAUGGGCAAGCAAGGAAGAGAAAGCCGCCGCACAUUCCACGGAUACUACAGCCUAUAAGGCUGUCGAUAUCAACAGGGAGAAUCGAGCGGCAGAUUGGCAGGAGGCAGAGAAGGCAAAGUAUCUUGCAAGGUUUCAGAGGGAGGAAGCAAAGAUCCAAGCUUGGGAAAAUCUCCAGAAAGCGAAAAUUGAAGCUGAAAUGAAAAGGAUAGAGGCCAAGAUAGAGCGGAAACGGGCUCGCGAGCAGGACAGGCUCGGCAGCAAGCUGGCCGCGGUAAGCCACCGAGCAGAGGCGAAGAGGGAGGCCGCGGAGGUGAGGCGGAGCCAGGAAGCCGCGAGAACGGAGGAGCAGGCAGCCCAGAUCCGAGAAACCGGGCAUACGCCUUCCUCCUUCUCCUGCUGGUGCUGGUGCCUGUGA